AGCUGCAAAACUGAAUGAUUGAAGUCAGAAAAUGUCUGCAAGCUACCACUAUUUUGUUUUUUAAAUGAUGUUAUCAAAGCAACUUCAACCGAGCAAGUCCACCAUUCAGUUUAUAGAGAUCCAGUUUUUACAAAGAUAAGCUUUAAGUCUGAAGUGAAAAAACCAGGACCUUUUGAUCUGGAAAAAAAUUUAUUCCUAAUCUGGCUGCAGAAAGACAAUUAGUAAAGUCUAGAUCUCAGCUGAUGAACCUGAAGACUGAAGUGUUUGUUGAUGUUAUUGAAAAAAUAGUGGUCCAUAUUUCUAAAGAGGGAAUAAUUCAAAAGUGCAAACUGCAUGGAAUGAUAUUCAUGAAGAGCUUCUUACCAGUGAGUCAUAAAAUAAUUUUGAAUUCAGACGUAAUGAAAGCACUGAUUUUUGGGCAACAUCAUUUUAGCAGUUGCGUCGAUGACAGAAACUUUGAGAAACACAGAUCUUUUGUUGUAACACAGUCUCAAGGUGAGGUCAAAGCAAUGACUUAUUAUUCCACGACUAGUGCAUCAUUUGUGCCAUUUAGACUGCUUUCAAUUGUUGAAGAUGUGGAUAAAAACAGGUGA
Messenger RNA from Parasteatoda tepidariorum (common house spider), 593 nucleotides. Lineage: Eukaryota; Metazoa; Arthropoda; Arachnida; Araneae; Theridiidae. The record is from RefSeq and is a predicted model, not a curated record.